AAUGUCACCACACAAAACAUCCUUCCCUAUUACACUCAUAAGCACAUAGAUAUACAGGCAUAAAAUAUAAAGGGCUUUGUCAAUCCUAGUGUCUUGAAGUGAAAAUGAAGGCAUCAUAUGUUGCAGUUUGUGCAACGCUGGUGGUGGUGCUGCUCCUGGCUGAGCAAACACAGGUGACAGAGGCAGUGACUUGUAGCCCAGCACAGCUGAGUCCAUGUGUGAGUGCAAUUACAUCUUCCUCCCAACCAUCCCAACUCUGCUGCAGCAGGAUCAAGGAGCAGAAGCCUUGCCUUUGUGGUUAUUUCAGGAACCCAAACCUCAAGAAGUUUAUUGAAACCCCUAAUGCCAGGAAGGUUGCUAACACUUGUGGUACUCCCUUCCCCAAGUGCUGAAAUCCCUUUGAGAUCAUCAUUAUCCAUCUCUUCUGCUCUCUCUCUCUCUCUGUACCACUACUAUUAUGUGUCUCUCCAGCUAAAUGGUCUUUUAUGGUUCUGGUGUGGUAUGUCUUUAUGUUGUUGUAGCUACUAGUAGCGAAGCACUAUCUGUGUUUGAAAUAUCAUGAGGGAAAUGUCUACUUGUCUCUAGUUUUUAGUCUUGUGUUAUCUGUUAUGUUGAAGCUGUUGCAGAUGCAGUAUCUAUAAUGAAUGCAGUGUUAAGUACUUAA
This is a messenger RNA of Tripterygium wilfordii, 664 nucleotides long. Its product is annotated as non-specific lipid-transfer protein 2-like. The coding region runs from base 105 to 392 and encodes 95 amino acids. The transcript has a single exon. Gene Ontology annotation, biological process: lipid transport. The record is from RefSeq and is a predicted model, not a curated record. Lineage: Eukaryota; Viridiplantae; Streptophyta; Magnoliopsida; Celastrales; Celastraceae.